GUGACAGAGACUGAGAAUCUGCCUCAACACAUAAAAGACUUUGACCUUCAGAUGAAACUCAAAUUCAAUAAAGAUUUUGGUGAAGAUGUUGGAUUUGUCCUCUAUGAUAAUGAUCAGUUCUUCCAGUCACAAAGCUUUAAAUCAUCCUCGGAAAACAAGAGAAGAGUGAUCUCUGCUAACCUGCAAGAAAAACAUGAAUUGGAGGUUGAGUUUACAAUCCCACAAUCAAUCGAUUCAACGAAGUCCCUCCAUGACUUUGCAUGUGUGUUUUGGAGUUACUCCAAAAAAGAUUGGAGCGCAGAAGGAUGUACCAAAGCAGAGAUCAUCUCAGGUCACCCAACAUGCAACUGUAAACCUAAUGAAAAACAUGUCAAUUUUGCCAUCCUAAUGACAUUCAGUGUAAACUAUCAAUAUUCUGAAGCCCUACAUUGGAUCAGCAUCACUGGCUGUUCUCUUUCUGUAGUGGGUCUGGCUGUCACUGCAGUCUACCAAGUCAUGACCAGGAAGUCAAGAGGAGGGAGCCCUACUCUGCUUGUGGUGAACCUCUGCUUGAGUAUGACGAUUUUCUACCUUCUCUUCAUCUUCGGCAUUAACAAAUCUGAACAACAUACAAAGGAGAUACAGUUUUCUGAGCAGAAUAUGGUUCCUGAGUCAGAUCACUAUCAGGACCCAGAUCAAGGUCCUUGCACAGUGAUUACAGCCCUUCUUCAGUACUUCUUGUUGGCCACAUUCACUUGGAAUACUCUAUAUGGCGCAAACGUGUACCUCCUCUUCAAAAACAAAGUAUCUGGAACGCCUACGUGGUUUCCAAAGGUCGCCUUUGCAGUUGGAUGGGGGUUUCCUGCUGUCAUUGUUGGUAUCUCACUGGGCUCUACCUACAGUGUGGAGAACCCUUUAGGUUAUCGACGAGAAGAGUUUUGUUGGCUGGCUUCCCUGGACCAGAAACAAAAUUUUGAUAUGCGGAAACCCAUGUUCUGGGGAUUUUUGCUCCCUCUAAUGAUCAUGCUGAUCUCCAACACAGCAUUGCUGCUGUUCUUCUCUCGCAACGUCUGCAGAACCAACCCUAAUUUAAACAUGACACGACAAACUCCACUAAAGAAGAAGAUUUUGAGUAGUUUCUCUCUAGCUGUGAUGCUUGGUCUGUCCUGGGUCAUAGGCUACAUUAUGCUCACCACUCAUGAAAAAACUCUCAACCUCAUCCUUAGUGUGGUUUUCUGUCUCUGCAACACAACACAGGGCAUUCAGAUAUUCAUUUUAUUCACACUGAAAUCUUUACUAAACAAGAAACCAGCUAUUCUGGACUCAAUACAGGUAGCAGCUAUAGGCCUCCACAGGAGAAAGUUCUCUUUAAGGAAAGGUAACAUACCAGAGAUCAAUGAAACCUACACAGCCACUGAUCAGGACUCUAUCAGUCUACCACAGGUCCUCAAUGAGGCAGACAUCAGUGGAUUACCUGGAUACUUUGACGAACCAGACAGAGAUCCCCAGUGA
This is a messenger RNA of Xyrauchen texanus (razorback sucker), 1491 nucleotides long. RefSeq names its product adhesion G-protein coupled receptor G7-like. The transcript has 10 exons. Lineage: Eukaryota; Metazoa; Chordata; Actinopteri; Cypriniformes; Catostomidae. Gene Ontology annotation, molecular function: G protein-coupled receptor activity. Bases 52 to 1491 code for a protein of 479 amino acids. Gene Ontology annotation, cellular component: membrane. Gene Ontology annotation, biological process: adenylate cyclase-activating G protein-coupled receptor signaling pathway; cell surface receptor signaling pathway. The record is from RefSeq and is a predicted model, not a curated record.